Molecule: messenger RNA, 1593 nt
Organism: Oncorhynchus mykiss (rainbow trout)
Lineage: Eukaryota; Metazoa; Chordata; Actinopteri; Salmoniformes; Salmonidae
Product: retinol dehydrogenase 8
Biological process (GO): estrogen biosynthetic process
Cellular component (GO): cytosol; cytoplasm
Molecular function (GO): estradiol 17-beta-dehydrogenase [NAD(P)+] activity
Source: RefSeq, a predicted model, not a curated record
UUUCAUCUCCUCAUGCUCACUCUUAUUCCGUCCUUCUCUCUCAUUCCCCCCUCUCUUUCAAUCUUCCCUCACUUUCGCUCCCCCAUUGCUUUCAUUCCCUCCUGCUGUCCCUCAUUACCUGAUACUGGAGUUGUGAGACCAAUUUAUUUUUGUACCGUUCAAAUCACUUUAUUAGCCUUAUCCAGGCAUUUUUCUCAAUUUAGGUUCUUAAAGAUAAAGGAGUUUCUGUGAGACUAACAGCAGCGAUGAACCAGAAGAUUGUCCUCAUCACAGGUUGCUCCUCAGGCAUCGGCCUGGCCCUGGCUGUACGCAUAGCCAAGGAUGAAAAGAAGAGGUUCAUUGUAUAUGCCACAAUGAGGAACCUGGGUAAGGCAGAGGCACUCAUGGAGGCGGCAGGCAGGACUCUGGGCAGGACCCUGGUGAUUAAACAACUGGAUGUGUGCAAUGAAGACUCCAUCAAGGCCUGUGUGGCCAGCCUACCGGAUGGCAAGCUAGACAUACUCAUCAGCAAUGCUGGGAUGGGUCUGGUAGGCCCCAUCGAGUGUCAGUCUAUAGAGGAGAUGAAGGCUGUCAUGGAUACCAACUUCUUUGGUCUAGUGAGACUCCUCAAAGAGAUCCUACCAGACAUGAAGAAGAGGAAGAGUGGCCAUAUUGUUGUGAUCAGCAGUGUCAUGGGCAUACAGGGUAUAUUAUUCAACGAUGUCUACGCAGCAUCCAAGUUUGCUGUGGAGGGUUUCUGUGAAAGCAUGGCCGUCCAAGCCUUGAGGUUUAAUCUGAAUAUAAGUUUGAUUGAGCCAGGUCCUGUGGUUACGGAGUUUGAGCAUAAGGUCUAUGAAGAGGGCAUGAAGACAGACCUCUCCAAAGCUGACAAAGUGACAGCAGAUAUGUUUACCAACAUCUAUAUGAAGAACUUCAAGCAGAUCUAUGAAAGCCUUGGACAGACACCUGAGGACAUAGCAGAGCACACACACAAGAUCAUUACCAUGGACAACCCUCCAUUCCGGCACCAGACCAACACCUUGUACACCCCCAUGACCACCCUGAAGUAUGCUGAUCCAAACGGAGACCUUCCCAUCGACACCUUCUACAAGAUGGUGUUUGAGCACGACAAGGUCUUCAAUGCCAGCCUCAACUUCCUCAAGCUGCUACGCUGGAGGACCCGCAAGAGCUUCGCUAUAGAUAAGGACAAGAGCAAUUCUUAGGAUGUGUCCCAAAAGGCAAUUUUCUAAUUCAUUCACUUUUUUUAUUAUAAAUCAUAAACCAACAUAAAAUUCCAAGGUUUUAUCUUCUGAGUGUUGGUGUUGAAAAUGUACGGAUUCAAAAGUUGAUGGAGUAGUUACCUUUCAAUUUGGGCAAAAUGUUUCACUGGGGAAUCUCAAUGGACUUUUGUAUUGACAGGGCCUACAAUAAAAGGAUCCAUCACCACUGAUAAGAUGUGUGGAGAUCCAAUUAUGUAACAAUAUUAUCUAUUGGGCCACUAAUCCAUGAUUCACAGGUUAUAGAAUAUUACACUGCAUUCAAAGUCCCAAUUGUAUUAAAGGAUAAUCCCAUAUUAACCACUACCUAUGUAUUAUUAGAUCACCUUUUUGUUUG